AUGGCGUCAGCCUAUUCCGUGGUCUACGUCUUUGUCGCUGCUGAGGCACUGGAGCUGCAUGGUGUUCUCUUGGCUGGUGUGGACAGCGAACAGAGGGUGUGCUACUCCGGUCCCCCUCCGGAACCUGAUCCUGAUAAUCCGGAUGACUGGAUGAAGCAAGUCAUGCAAGAGAUACGGAAGCGUUGCCCGGGAAAGAGGGAACCUACCCCAGCUGAGUGCGUGAGUCACGCCUUGGGCAUGGAAGACAGGACGAUCCCUGACGGUUGCAUCAAGGCGUCCAGUCAAUACUACACUAAUUGUUGCCCAGCCAGUAAGGCACGCCUCAAUAAUAACAAAAGAUGGAUACCCUAUAGUGACGAUGCCAAUCCCUGGAUCGAGGUGGACCUCGUUGGGAGUGCAGUGGUGACAGGUGUCAUCACACAAGGCUACAGUAGUCAGUUUGUGACGCAGUACAAGGUGUCAUAUCAGAAGCAUCCCUCAACUUACUAUGAUCACGUGGAAGAUGGACACGGAAACAUCAAGGUGUUCAUCGGCAACACUGAUGGCAACACACCGGUCACUAACCUGUUUUAUCAGAGUGUGGUAGCGACGGUAGUGCGCAUUAAGCCUACUAAGUGGCAGACUUUGUGUUCUCUGCGAUUGGAGCUGCUUGGAUGUCGCCCUUGCUCCACCGAAUCGGCCUCAGAGGUUGAGGCCUCGGCCUGGGAAGUUGUGGCCUCGGCCUUGGCCAAAACCUCCGAGGCCUAG
Messenger RNA from Patiria miniata (bat star), 747 nucleotides. Its product is annotated as lactadherin-like. NCBI's taxonomy places the organism in Eukaryota, Metazoa, Echinodermata, Asteroidea, Valvatida, Asterinidae. Bases 1 to 747 code for a protein of 248 amino acids. The record is from RefSeq and is a predicted model, not a curated record. The transcript has 6 exons.